AUGGGUUGGGAGGCAAGACUGGAAACAAACUCCCGUGGCGGAUCUGCUCCACUAGCCAACGCGAUUGCAAACAGAAUAGUUGAAUUGUCCCGAGUUAAAGGCAGGAAAGAUGAUACCCGGGCGACACGACAGUGCGCUAAACAGCUCAAGGCGUCGCUACCAAUUGACUACCAGCUGUCACGAGAAUUCUCCCAAGAUGAAACCGAUCGCGCCUUGAAACUAUUGCCCCCUAAUAAAGCUGCUGGUUUCGAUGGAGUCUACAAUGAGUUUCUAAAGCACCUGGGCCCGAAAUGCAGGAAAUGGCUGAAAAAGUUCUCAGAUAUCCUGUUACGUAACAAAUUGCCUCGCGACUUCAAUAGAUCAAAGAUUAUUGCUAUGCUGAAACCCCAAAAACCUGCAGACGAUCCUAAGAGCUACCGUCCUAUCGCCCUUCUGAGCUGUGUCUACAAACUUCUGGGGAGACUAAUCUGCAAACGCAUUAUGCCUCUCAUUGAUAAGGUGGUUCCAGUGGAACAAGCUGGCUUCCGUUGUGGCCACAACUGUACCGACAGGUGUUGUCCCUCACAACCUACAUUGAAGCAGGGUUUGAAAAGAAACUAA
Parnassius mnemosyne (clouded apollo) is the source of this 600-nucleotide messenger RNA. The record is from the annotation of a GenBank genome assembly. NCBI's taxonomy places the organism in Eukaryota, Metazoa, Arthropoda, Insecta, Lepidoptera, Papilionidae.